AUGGCGAGUUCGCAGCACGAUAUCGAUACGGAGGGUCAGCCCAAUUAUGAGGCUGGAUCCCCACAUGACGAUGAGAGCCAAGAAACCGCAGUCGAGGAUGAGCAGAAGCCGGAGAGACACACAUCUACUACCUGCGACAAUGAUCAAAAAACAGUCGCAUCCUCUACGUACGCUUCUGAGAAGAUGUCACUUUUCCACGAAUGCGUUUUCAUCGCAACGAUAUGCACGGCGCAAUUCACGACGCAAGUGGGUCUCACCCAAACAUUAGGCAUCUUGCAUCAGAUCGGCGAUAGCUUUGGCGUCACAAACCCCGGGGUCCUUUCUUGGUUCAUUGCUGGGUAUAGCUUGACAGCGGGAACCUUUAUCCUCGUUGCGGGUCGGAUCGGCGAUCUGUUUGGUUACAAAAAGAUUUUCGUCAUCGGCAUGCUAUGGUUUGCUGUCUGGAGCAUGAUUGCGGGACUCAGUGUCUAUUCGAAUGAGUACCUGUUUGUUUUCGCAAGGGUACUUCAGGGAUUGGGCCCGGCGGCUUUACUACCCAACGGGCUUGCACUUUUGGGAGUUUCCUAUCCGCCCGGGCCAAGAAAGAACAUGGCAUUCGCGUUAUUCGGCGCAUGUGCACCAGGCGGGGGUGUCUUCGGCUUCCUCUUCUCCGGUCUGUUUGAGUUAGCUUGGUGGCCCUGGACAUUCUGGAGUUUUGCGAUCGCGCUGGUCCUGUUGGCUGGCUUCAGCACCCUGGUCAUCCCAGCACAAUGUCGCUCGCAUGACCAAGAUAAGGGGCUCAGAGAGAAACUUCAAAUGCUCGAUAUCCCUGGAGCCAUCACUGGGGUCGCAGCACUGGUACUGUUCAACUUUGCGUGGAACCAAGGCCCAGCUUACGGUUGGCAACAAGCAUAUGUUUACGUCUGCUUGAUCCUUGGUGUCCUCUUCGCGGUUGGCUUUUUCUUCGUCGAGUCUCGCUGGGCUAAGAUGCCGCUUGUGCCCUUCAAGGUCUUCACAGGGGAUAUUAUCUUUGUGGUCGCCUGCAUCGCCUGCGGCUGGGCCUGCUUUGGUAUCUGGGUGUACUAUCUGUCACAGUUCAUCGAGGUGUUGAGGGGUGCACCGCCACUGCUCCUAGCCGCAUAUUUCUGCCCCGUGGCGGUCUCGGGCGCGUUUGCGUCCGUCGCGACAGGCUUCUUACUGCACCAUGUUCGCGCGGCGUGGGUUAUGACAUUCUCACUAACCUGCUUCAUGGUGGGAACUAUACUGGUGGCGACAGCGCCAGUGCACCGAACAUACUGGGCCCAGGUGUUUGUGUGCAUGUUGGUUAUCCCAUUCGGUAUGGACACGUCGUUUCCUGCGGCCACAGUUAUUUUCUCGAACGCUGUGAAGAAGGAGCAUCAGGGUAUGGGAGCGGCCUUGAUUGCUACUGUUGUGAAUUAUAGUAUCUCACUUGGAUUGGGAUUUGCGGGUACUAUCGAGGUGCAUAUUAACAAUGGUGGCAAAACACCUGCUGAUGUCCUCCUUGGGUAUCGCGGCGCUUGGUAUUUCGGAAUUGGCUUGACUGGGCUGGGCAUUGUGUUGAGUUUGAUUUUCGUCGCAAAGGGGUAUUGGCAGGACAAGAAAAAGCGGAGCUUUGAGGGACGUUAA
Messenger RNA from Penicillium pulvis, 1626 nucleotides. RefSeq names its product MFS transporter. The record is from RefSeq and is a predicted model, not a curated record. NCBI's taxonomy places the organism in Eukaryota, Fungi, Ascomycota, Eurotiomycetes, Eurotiales, Aspergillaceae. The transcript has a single exon. Gene Ontology annotation, biological process: transmembrane transport. Gene Ontology annotation, cellular component: membrane. Bases 1 to 1626 code for a protein of 541 amino acids. Gene Ontology annotation, molecular function: transmembrane transporter activity.